CUCAGUCAGCGCAGGGCUGAGGCAGGAGCAGCACCGGGCUGUGUGUGGGUGUGAGCGGCUGUGUGGAGGGUUCAUGGGGAGAGCGGUCACCUGGCAGCCCUGCCCCCGCCCAGGGGCCGGGGGAGUGACCGGGGCUCCCUCCACCCAUUACUAGGAAGAGUGAGAAGCUGCCCCCGCCCGGCUGGCCUCACUCCGCCCCCUCCCAGACACUUACAAACACCCUGAGAAGUGUCAGCAUUGCACUGUGGGCGCCGCGCACACCGGGGACACUGCCGGAGCUCUGCCCGCUGCCCGUGCCGUGCGCUGGGGAAGUUGUAGAAGUGUGCUGGCGGUGGAUGCUGUGUGGGGUCUCCGGGUCCUAGCGCUGCCGAUCGGGGUGUGUGGGCGAUGCUGCCGUUCAGUGUGUCCCAGGUGGGCUCCGGGGGGGGCGGGGUCUCGGGCCCCGGGCUGCUGCUGCUGGGCCCCGCGGGCAGGAAGCUGUCCGGGUUCAGACUCACCGAGAAGUUCCUGCUGCUGCUGGUGUUCAGCGGGUUCAUCACCCUGUGCUUCGGGGCCAUCUUCUUCCUGCCGGACUCCCCCAAGCUGCUGAGCGGGGUGUUCUUCCAGCAGCCCCUCCGGCCGGUCUCGGUGGGGCUGGAGGACGGAGCCGAGGACGGCGGGCGGCUGGCCAGGAUCCGGGAGGAGCACGAGAGGGCGCUGCGGGAGGCCAAGGACACGCUGAACCGGCACCCCGAUGACAUCCAGGGGGACAUCCUGCGGGACAAGGAGCUGCUGCGGGAGCACCGGAGGACCGUGUCCGGGGGGAACUUGCCGCCCCGGGAGUUCGCUGCCCCCGUGGGAGUGGUGGGGAAGGAGCCCGAGGAUCCCGAUGUCAAAGAGAAGAGAGAUAAGAUCAAAGAGAUGAUGAAAUUUUCCUGGGAUAAUUACAAACGAUAUGCAUGGGGAUUAAAUGAACUGAAACCUGUGCAGAAACAAGGGCAUUCCAGUAACUUGUUUGGCAAUAUUCAAGGAGCUACAAUAGUAGAUUCCCUUGACACCCUUUAUAUCAUGGGAAUGAUGGAUGAAUUCAAAGAUGCAAAGGAGUGGGUGGAGAAAAACCUAGAGUUCAAUGUGAAUGCUGAAGUCUCCAUAUUUGAGGUGAACAUACGUUUUGUUGGUGGUCUUUUGUCCGCCUAUUAUCUAACAGGAGAAGAGAUAUUUCGACGAAAAGUGGUAGAACUGGGAGAGAAGCUGCUUCCUGCAUUUAAUACUCCAACUGGAAUUCCUUGGGCAUUGUUGAACAUCAAAAGUGGUAUUGGUCGCAAUUGGCCCUGGGCUUCUGGAGGAAGCAGCAUUCUUGCUGAAUUUGGAACCCUGCACUUGGAGUUCACCCAUUUAACAGAAGUCUCUGGGAAUCCAAUUUUUGCAGAAAAGGUCAUGAAUAUUCGUAAAGUCUUAAAUCGAUUAGAUAAACCACAAGGUUUAUAUCCAAACUAUCUGAAUCCUAGCAGUGGUCAAUGGGGUCAAAAUCACGUUUCCGUUGGGGGACUUGGAGAUAGCUUUUAUGAAUAUUUGCUGAAGGCAUGGCUAAUGUCAAGCAAGACAGAUGAAGAAGCCAAGAAGAUGUAUUAUGAUGCUGUACAGGCUAUCGAGACUCAUUUGAUCCGAAAAUCUAGUAGUGGCCUGACGUACAUUGCUGAAUGGAAAGGAGGCCUAUUGGAACAUAAAAUGGGACAUUUGACGUGUUUCGCUGGCGGCAUGUUUGCACUUGGUGCGGACAGUGCACCCGAAGAUAAAACUGGCCAUCAUAUGGAACUCGCAGCUGAAAUUGCACGCACUUGUCACGAAUCUUAUGAUCGCACAACGACAAAACUAGGACCGGAAGCCUUUAGGUUUGAUGGAGGUGUUGAAGCCAUUGCUACAAGGCAAAAUGAAAAAUAUUAUAUCCUUCGACCAGAAGUGAUUGAAACCUACUUGUAUAUGUGGCGAUUCACUCAUGACCCAAAGUAUCGGCAGUGGGGCUGGGAAGCAGUUCAGGCAUUGGAAAAGAACUGCAGAGUGGAAGCAGGAUAUUCAGGUGUCCGGGACGUGUAUGCUGCCAAUCCAAGUCACGAUGAUGUACAGCAAAGCUUUUUCCUUGCGGAAACACUCAAAUAUCUAUACUUGUUAUUUUCUGAUGAUGAUCUCCUUCCGUUAGAACACUGGAUUUUUAACACUGAGGCGCAUCCAUUACCUAUCAUAAUUGACAAAGGCAAAAGAACGAUAUAGAGACAAAUCCAUAUGAAAAGGAAAAAAAAAAUAUCAGCAUAAGAAAUGCUGUCAUACUGUUAAUUCACUGCAUUCCUCCAGGAUUCAGGAAAAUAAUCGUCCUCUUUUUAUCUCUUUUUCAUUCUAUUCUGAAAUUCUAUACCAACUGUUUUGCAGUCUGUUCUGUUUUCUAACAGGGAAUUCUGGGUAAUUCUAGAGACAUUCCAUAGCGACCUUAUAAUAUGACUGUGAAUUUAAAGCACCUUUCCCCCCCCCCCCCAUGGAUCUGAAGUUUAGAUUUCUUAAGGCUUCCAUCUCUUUCCAUAUAGAAUAGACCUGUCUGCGUUUUUAGUUAGUAUCUAUCUUUCCUUUAAUUUGACUGCAAAGAAUCUUUCUCCUCUGUGAGGAGAUUGUCUGCUUUAUGCUGUAAUAUUUUGCCAUGUUGCAAAAAGCCAUACUGAAUAGUAUAAAAUAACUUUUUUUUCUUUCCAGUUGUAUGUGAAUCAGAUUUGUCUGAAACUCAUCUAAGGCAAAUUGUGUAACUGUGAUAUCUUCCUCUCAAUGCGGGUUUUUCUUUAACAUGUUCUAAAGCAUUUCAUUUCUUAUCAAAGUGGAUUGGAUACAAUUUAGAUUUCAGGAAGGCAUCACUGUUUAUAAGGAUAAUACCCAGUUAUAUGUUCUUGCAUGGGCACGUUGUUUUUUUUUUUUCCUUCUGUAUUUGUAUCACUGAUGAAAAGAAGGGUUGAUCUGUUAAAACAAGCACUAAUUUUCCAGUGUUGCUUUAGAACACCUAUCAA
Molecule: messenger RNA, 3023 nt
Organism: Pelobates fuscus (common spadefoot toad)
Lineage: Eukaryota; Metazoa; Chordata; Amphibia; Anura; Pelobatidae
Gene: MAN1A1
Product: mannosidase alpha class 1A member 1
Exons: 12
Coding region: 388-2247 (619 amino acids)
Biological process (GO): carbohydrate metabolic process; mannose trimming involved in glycoprotein ERAD pathway
Cellular component (GO): endoplasmic reticulum; Golgi membrane; extracellular exosome
Molecular function (GO): mannosyl-oligosaccharide 1,2-alpha-mannosidase activity; calcium ion binding
Source: RefSeq, a predicted model, not a curated record